CCAAAUAAACCAUGAGGAACCAGAAACCUGGAGAAUAAAACACGAGGAACAAGGAGAGUUAAUUGAAGAAAAAGAGGAGAAUGAAGAAUCAAAUGAAGUUGAGGAGAAAAAUCAUUUCAAAACUGGAGGAAAACCAAUGAGUUGCACUCAAACCAAACAGAAAGAUUUAAAGAAAAAAAGAGUCAAGAAAUCUUUCACCUGCACUCAGUGUGGAAAGAGAUUCACACACAAAACAGGUUUUGAGCGUCACAUGAGAAUUCAUACUGGAGCAAAACCAUUCUCUUGUGAUCAGUGCGGGAAGUGUUUCAAACAAUCCGCAAACCUGAAGAGACACAUGAACAUCCACACUGGUGAGAAGCAGCAUGCAUGUGAUCAAUGCGGUAAAAUGUUUUUAUGGGUUUCACUUCUGAAGAAACACUUAAAAGAUCAUGCAGAGGAGGAGCCACAUCCAAGUCAUUUGUGUGGUAAGAGGUUUUUGCAUCUGCAAAGUUUUAAAGUACAUAAGAAAACACAUACUGCUGAUACAGAGUACAUGUGCUUUGAGUGUGAAAAGACUUUUAGUUCAGUGAGCAGUUUAAAACAGCACCAGAGGAUCCACACUGGAGAGAAACCUUAUAAGUGUUCACACUGUGACAAGAGAUUCAGUCAGUCAUCAAAUCUGAAAAGACAUGAGAGGAUCCACACUGGAGAGAAACCUUAUAAGUGUUCACACUGUUACAAGAGAUUCAGUGAUUCGGCAAGUCUGAAAAAACAUGAGAGGAUCCACACUGGCGAGAAACCUUAUAAGUGUUCACACUGUGACGAGAGAUUUAGUGAUUUGUCAAGUCUGAAAAGACAUGAGAGUAUUCACACUAGCAAGAAACCUUAUAAGUGUUCACACUGUGACAAGAGAUUCAGUGAUUCAGCAAGUCUGGAAAGACAUGAGAGGAUCCACACUGGCGAGAAACCUUAUAAGUGUUCACAAUGUGACGAGAGAUUCAGUCAGUCAUCAAUUCUGAAAACACAUGAGAGGAUUCACACUGGAGAGAAACCUUAUAAGUGUUCACACUGUGACAAGAGAUUCAGUCAGUCAGCAAAUCUGAAAACACAUGAGAGUAUUCACACUGGCAAGAAACCUUAUAAGUGUUCACACUGUGACAAGAGAUUCAGUGUUUCAUCAAGUCUGAAAAAACACGAGAGGAUCCACACUGGCGAGAAACCUUAUAAGUGUUCACACUGUGACGAGAGAUUCAGUCAGUCAUCAAAUCUGAAAUCACAUGAGAUGAUCCACACUGGAGUGAAACCUUAUAAGUGUUCACAUUGUGACAAGAGAUACAGUCAGUCAGCAAAUCUGAAAGCACAUGAGAGUAUUCACACUGGAGAGAAACCUUAUAAGUGUUCACACUGUGACAAGAGAUUCAGUGUGUCAUCAAGUCUGAAAAAACACGAGAGGGUUCACACUGGAGAGAAACCUUAUAAGUGUUCACACUGUGACAAGAGAUUCACUUCGAACUCAGAUUUAAAACAGCACCAGAGGAUCCACACUGGAGAGAAACCUUAUAAGUGUGCACACUGUUACAAGAGAUUCAGUCAGUCAGCAAGUCUGAAAAGACAUGAGAGGAUUCACACUGGCGAGAAACCUUAUAAGUGUUCACACUGUCACAAGAGAUUCAGUGAUACGGCAAGUCUGAAAAGACAUGAGAGGAUUCACACUGGCGAGAAACCUUAUAAGUGUUCACACUGUUACAAGAGAUUCAGUGCGUCAGCAUAUCUGAAAACACAUGAGAGUAUUCACACUGGCGAGAAACCUUAUAAGUGUUCACACUGUAACAAGAGAUUCAGUCAGUCAGCAAGUCUGAAAAAACACGAGAGGAUUCACACUGGAGAGAAACCGUAUAAGUGUUCACACUGUGACAAGAGAUUCAGUCAGUCAGCAAGUCUGAAAAAACACGAGAGGAUCCACACUGGAGAGAAACCUUAUAAGUGUUCACACUGUGACAAGAGAUUCAAUGUUUCAUCAAAUCUGAAAAAACACGAGAGGAUUCACACUGGAGAGGAACCGUAUCACUGCACUGUACGUGGGAAGCAUUUAAUUUAGUCAUUUGUUAUACACAGUCAUAUAAAACAAUCACAGUAAGGCCCCGUACAAACGGAGACACAUUUAGCUGUAUAUGUACAUUUUUCCUGUGGUAUAUAUGUUUUGUCCAGAGAAAUCCGGUGUUUUGGGAGAGUGAAAUCCCUAUUUCUUGAAACUGGGUCCCAGAGUGCAUAAAUCUUAAAAUGACACCUUUGCAUUUUCAUGUGUACAGCCAAUCCGUAUAUUUUGUGAAACAAUGAUGUCAUCACCCCACGUCUCAACCCUACGUCAUGUAACACAAACAACAACAACAAUGGAAGACUACAUGUUUGUGUUCAUGCUGCAGAAGAGCAAAGAGAAUAGAUGAGUGUCAGCGAAAGUGAACUAGACUUUCAGUGAAAAUGUUCUUUGAUAAUGUAAAUGUUCUCUGCUCUGUUUCUGUACAGUGAAAGUGAUAUGAUAAGCAGGGGCGGGUUUAGUGAUUUGGGGGCCCCAAGCAAAAUACAGGAAUUGGGCCCUAUAUACUAAACAAUUUUCUACACAAUCCAAGGUUGAUAAAAUUAUAAACUUUAAAAUAAAUUUAUUUUAUUUACAAAUUUAAACUGAACUGAAGGAAAUUAUGCAUUUAGAUGCUUGAGGAUUAUUUCAAGCAAACAUGAAGUGUGCUUGUUCCUUCACAGAAAUGAGUGAGCACCAUUUAAAACAAUAAACAUAUAAUACACACUGUUGCUUAUUAUUAAAAUACAGCUUCAGAUGCAUGACAUUUUCAUUUGUAGGGUCCUAUGAAAUCCAUUUUAAUUGUUAACAGCAGCAGCUGUCGUCAUAGUUGUAAAAGUUGUUGAAGCUUUGUUGGCCACGCUAAAAUAAAUAGACAUAGUUAAUUUCAGUCUGCCUUUUACCCCUGAUUUGUGGCUGUCAGCUUGCAUGUGAUUUUACAAUCUUAAUUUCCAUUGCUCCCAGCUUAAAUACCGUUUUACAGACGCAGCAAAAUCCUUCCCCGUUUUGCCCAUCAAUGGGCUGCAACCAAACUGUUCACCUUCCAGCCACUUCUUCUGGAAUUUGCUCUUUCCCAUUUUUCUGCUUUUAUUUCCAUGUCAGUUAGCUGUUUUCCAAAAACCCUGCAUAAUGACAAUUUUGC
Molecule: messenger RNA, 3194 nt
Organism: Carassius auratus (goldfish)
Lineage: Eukaryota; Metazoa; Chordata; Actinopteri; Cypriniformes; Cyprinidae
Product: zinc finger protein 239-like
Exons: 4
Coding region: 137-2077 (646 amino acids)
Biological process (GO): regulation of transcription by RNA polymerase II
Cellular component (GO): nucleus
Molecular function (GO): DNA-binding transcription activator activity, RNA polymerase II-specific; RNA polymerase II cis-regulatory region sequence-specific DNA binding
Source: RefSeq, a predicted model, not a curated record